UUCCAUAAGAAAUUUCAAACGGAUUAAACGUUCAUACAAAAGCAGAAUGCUACUCAACCUUAAAGUACUCAUUUUCAUUAUUUGGUCAUAUACCAUAUUUAAUUAUACAAAUGCCGUAGAUUUUUCAGAUGCUACUGCUCUGUUUACGAAAAAUAACUUAAAAUGCUAUCAGUGUAGCACUCUAGAGAAUGACGACUGUAAAAAUAGCACAUUGAUCGUGAAGAAUGCAUCUUUUGUCAAAGAAUGUAAACCGGAUGCUACGGGUUGUGUUAAACAAUUUGUAGAAAGAUCUGAUGGACGUAAAGCCACUUUUUAUGAGUGUUAUUAUGGUGAUAUUAGUUCCUUAUACACAGAUUUUGCCUGCGAAGGCAUCGCUAGAACUCGUCAGUAUGAUGAGGCCCAGUGUUUUAAAUGUAAAGGAAACUUGUGUAACAAUAGUAAUCGUUUGACACUUUCCAUACAUGGAGUGAUGUUGUUAACAUUUUUGGCGUUCCUAAAUUGUCACUUUUCCAUCAAGAGUGUAAUGUAGUUUUAUGU
Lucilia cuprina (Australian sheep blowfly) is the source of this 537-nucleotide messenger RNA. RefSeq lists its product as uncharacterized. Gene Ontology annotation, biological process: sleep; regulation of synaptic transmission, cholinergic; positive regulation of voltage-gated potassium channel activity. The transcript is spliced from 3 exons. NCBI's taxonomy places the organism in Eukaryota, Metazoa, Arthropoda, Insecta, Diptera, Calliphoridae. The record is from RefSeq and is a predicted model, not a curated record. Bases 47 to 529 code for a protein of 160 amino acids.